AUGUCGAGGCUCUACAGCCUGCGCAGGAUCCUCAUCCCCAACCAGCAUGGGUCACGUCACCCGCAGGACCACAUUUCCUGGGGAGGUAGUGAGAAGAUGAAGCAUCUCUCAUCCGGGGAGCUGAAAAGGACCAUCGGGCUCUGGCCCUGCGUGUGCAAGGUUACACGGAGCCCCCAGCUCAGUACGGGCAGCUACAGUCUCCGGCAGAAGCGCCUGUCCCAGGAGAUGUGGUGCAGACGUGGCUGUUCCAGGGUUCCCUUCAAUUGCUGUAGUAACCUGGGUCCGGGGCCUCGGUGGUGCUCCGAUGUCCCUCACCCACCCCUGAAGAUCCCAGGUGGGCGAGGGAAUAGUCAGAGGGAUCACAAUCUUUCAGCUAAUUUAUUUUAUUCGGAUAAUCGGCUGAAUGUAACAGAAGAACUAACAUCUAAUAACAGGACAAGAAUUCUGAAUGUCCAGUCAAGGCUUACAGAUGCCAAACACAUUAGUUGGAGAGCAGUGCUGAACAACAACAACCUCUAUAUAGAGAUUCCCAGUGGUGCUCUGCCUGAAGGGAGCAAAGACAGUUUUGCAGUUCUUCUGGAGUUUGCUGAAGAACAGCUUCGAGUUGAUCAUGUGUUCAUUUGUUUCCACAAGAACAGAGACGAUAGAGCUGCAUUGCUCCGUACUUUCAGCUUUUUGGGCUUUGAGAUUGUGAGACCAGGGCAUCCCCUUGUCCCCAAGAGAUCAGAUGCUUGCUUCAUGGCCUACACGUUUGAGAGAGACUCAUCAGAAGAAGAAUAGAUUGCAAUGUUUGCCUCUUAGAGCUUUCUUGUUGUCUAUAAAGAUGAUCUGUAGAAAUUUUGUCAACAUCUAUUACAGUAUAUAUCAUAACUCUGUACGAAACGUUGUGACCAACUGCUCUGGUGGUGAGAUGUUGAAAAUUUCAGACUCCACAUCUUUUUCUGGAUUUGUGCGCAUGUUGUGGUUGUGCAAAUAAAUGCUCCCUCCAAAUUAGCAGUAUAUUUCUUGAAGUUUAAUAUUGUGUUUGUGAUACUGAAGUAUUUGCUUUAAUUCUAAAUAAAAAUUUAUAUUUUACUUUUUAUUGCUGGUUUAAGCUGUUUAAGACUUGCACUCUGAAGAGAGGUGGCUCUGGAACUGCCCCAGCCAUUAAAGUUGCAGGUAUGGAAAGGC
Molecule: messenger RNA, 1170 nt
Organism: Charadrius vociferus (killdeer)
Lineage: Eukaryota; Metazoa; Chordata; Aves; Charadriiformes; Charadriidae
Gene: OAZ1
Product: ornithine decarboxylase antizyme 1
Biological process (GO): positive regulation of protein catabolic process
Cellular component (GO): nucleus; cytoplasm
Molecular function (GO): ornithine decarboxylase inhibitor activity
Source: RefSeq, a predicted model, not a curated record